Messenger RNA from Hevea brasiliensis (rubber tree), 1710 nucleotides. RefSeq names its product disease resistance protein RUN1-like. Gene Ontology annotation, biological process: signal transduction; defense response. Gene Ontology annotation, molecular function: ADP binding. NCBI's taxonomy places the organism in Eukaryota, Viridiplantae, Streptophyta, Magnoliopsida, Malpighiales, Euphorbiaceae. The record is from RefSeq and is a predicted model, not a curated record. The transcript is spliced from 2 exons. Bases 325 to 1710 code for a protein of 461 amino acids.
CCAUUAUUAGACCCACUCUACUGUUUUGCAUUUAAUUUGUGUGGACUAAAUAGAGCUAUAUGAUUCUUCCUGAAGACAGGCGAGUCUGAUGUUGACUAAAAUGCUUGUUCUUUUUGUCCAUUAGUAAUAUGAUCCUUCCUAGGAGAAUAUUAUGGUGUUUCUGGUCAUCUUCAUCUUAUUUCAUUUUUUAUUCUUCCUUUGCUUCUUCAUUUGUUCAUAAAUUUCUUGCAUCAGACUAGUUUCCCCGAAUAUUCAUCUCUAGUAUUUUGCUUUCUCUACCUUCUUCAAACUCAGUUGCACAAGAUCCUUCUUUUAUCACUGAUCAUGGCUUCUACUUCUUCCACUCCUCCCAAUCAGUGGAAGACAUGGGAUGUUUUUAUUAGUUUUAGAGGUGCUGAUACACGUUAUAAUAUUCUCUCCCAUCUCUCUAAAGCCUUGAAGGACAAACAAAUCAAGGCCUUUACGGAUGAAGAGCUUCGUAAGGGAGAAGAGAUCUCAUCAGAGCUCUCGAAAAUAAUCCGGGAAUCAAGUAUCUCAAUAGUCAUUUUCUCUGAAAAUUAUGCAGAUUCUUCAUGGUGUUUGGAUGAGCUCGUUCAGAUACUUAAAUGCAAGGAAAAAUCAGGACAAAUAGUUCUACCAGUUUUUUACAAAGUAGAUCCGACUGAGGUUCAAAAACUGACAGGGAAUUUUCGGAAGGCAUUUGCUAUUGCCAUGCAUGGAGAAAAAGGCACUUCACAAAAGGUGGACAACUGGAAGCGUGCUUUGAAAGAAGUAAGCAACUUAUCAGGAUGGGAUUUACAGGAAAUCAAGUAUGAGUCCAUAUUAGUUGAGGAAAUCGCCAAUGAUGUUUUGAAGAAAUUUAGUUAUAUGCCUAAAAGUGAUGAUUCUUAUGAUCGCAAAUUGAUUGGAAUUAAAUCGCGUGUGGAAAAAGUGGAAUGGUUGUUAAAAGAUAAGCAAGUUGUAGGAAUUUGGGGGAUGGGAGGUGUUGGUAAAACAACUAUUGCACUAGAAGUACUUCAUCGAAACAAAAAUCAAUUUACCGGUCAUUACUUUGCUGAAAAUGUUAGGGAAACAAUGAAAAAUGAAUCAUCAAGAUCAGUACGAACAGAAAUCAUUCGUCAAUUAUUAGGGGACAAACAUGUAGAUGGUUUGAAUGAUCAUGUUUUCAAAAGGCUCAAAAGUAUGAAGGUAUUGCUUAUUUUUGAUGAUGUAGAGGAUCGAAACCAUUUAAAAGAUUUAGCAGGAGAUUGUGAUUUGUAUGGUGAGGGAAGUAGAAUUAUCAUAACUAGUAGAGAUUCACUUGGUUUAUCAGAGGAAGACAGAUAUGAGGUUGAGAAGUUAAGUGAUUCUCAAGGUCUGGAACUCUUUAGCUUGCAUGCCUUCGAGCAAAAUCGUCCCAAGGAAGAAUAUAAGGAGCUGUCAAACAAGGCAACAAACUAUGCUGGAGGCAAUCCAUUAGCUCUUAAAAUUUUGGGAUCUCAUUUAUUUAAUAUGCACAUAGAAGAAUGGGAAAGUGAAUUGGAAAAAUUGAAAGUUGAACCUCUUGAGAAAAUUCAAGCUGUUUUGAAAACAAGUUAUGAUGGGCUAGGAGAUAAGGACAAGGACAUAUUUCUUGAUAUUGCAUGUUUCUUCAAAGGGCAAAAUAAAGAUGAGGUUGAGAGAAUAUUGGAAGCAUUGGUUUCUUUCCAAAAAGUGGAAUACCUCGCUUAA